Messenger RNA from Akanthomyces muscarius, 690 nucleotides. RefSeq lists its product as uncharacterized. The record is from RefSeq and is a predicted model, not a curated record. Bases 1 to 690 code for a protein of 229 amino acids. The transcript has 3 exons. Lineage: Eukaryota; Fungi; Ascomycota; Sordariomycetes; Hypocreales; Cordycipitaceae.
AUGUGGCGCCAAGCCGCGCCUUGGGAGCACUUGGAGGCAGCUGAAAUGGUGGCAUUAAGAGUUCUUCGAAAUCAUCGCUAUUUAACGCAAAUCGGUGGCGGCAAGAUGAAGACGCCCCUCCCAAUCUUAGGACACACUAUUCUGAUACAGGAGAAGCUGGGUUCGGCUCUGGCAGCAACGGAGAUGACGCUCACUCAGGGACGCUCUGUUAGCCGAGGCGGUGAGGAGCAGGAUUUCGACCACGGUAAAAUCAGUGCAUUGAAUAAGCUGCUUUCUCUUCAUGUGCGAGUAGUGGAUUUGGUGACUGGAGUAUUCUCAUGGGCAUCCUCCCAACCUACCAUCAAUAAGGAGGAACAGUCUGACGCCUACAAGCAACUUCUGCAGGAAUCUGCGACGCUAAGGGCCCGCAGGAAGACUGCAGCCCGCGGGCAGACCUACAACUUCGGGCCACUUGAUCAGUUAUUGGACGCCGUCUCUGCCUAUCUUUCCGAUGACAACAACGACGGCUUGGAGUCCUCGGCUGACUUGGGCCCGCUUGCCGCCAACGGCCGACCUCCAGCCUACGACACAAUCUGGAAGCCGCAAGUAUUCGACGAAAUGGCAAUUACCGCUGACAGAAGGAGGGAUGGAGACCGAGAGUGCUCUAGCCUUAUUCGAGGAGGCGGCAAAGCCCAAGAAGAGCCCAGAUAA